GUUUUCAUUGACGGGAAAGAAGUGCAGUCACCCUCGUGAAUUCAAGUGAUUUUCAUCUUGCGUCAGAUGUGAACACUUUCUUCUGACCUGUUCUAUGCCAACUUAGCUGAUGAAAGUGAAAGAGGAAAGUGAGGAACUGAAUGAAGAGGAGAAACAACAGUAUCAGAAACAUGAUCGUUUCAAAACUGAAGAAAAAUAUUUUAGUUGCUCUCAGACUAAAAAGAAACGCUCACAAAAAAAACCUCAAAGAACAAAAACAAAAAAAGCUCUUGCCUGCCCUCAUUGUGGAAAGAGUUUCACACAUAAAGGAAACCUUAAAGUCCACAUAAGAAUUCACACUGGAGAGAAGCCUUUCAAAUGUCAUGAAUGUGGAAAGAGUUUCAGAUGGCCAUGUAGUCUCAAAAAUCAUCUGUCCUUUCAUACUGGAGAAAAGUCAUAUAGCUGUGAUCAGUGCUGCAAAACAUUUUGUUCAGUAUCACUCUUAAGAACACACCGGACAAUUCAUCCAAUUGAGAAGCCUUACUUGUGUUCACUUUGUGGAAACCAUUUUUCCCAGCUGCACAAUUUAAAACAGCACCAGAAAAAACACACUGGUGUGCGAGAUCAUGUGUGCUCUGAAUGUGGGAAGGCCUUUUACAGAGCUUCUAACUUGGAACGUCACCAAAGAGUCCAUACUGGAGAAAAACCUUACAAGUGUUCAUAUUGUGAAAAAAGAUUCAGUCAUUCAGGAGCCCUGAAAUCACAUGAGAGAGUGCAUACUGGAGAGAAGCCACACCACUGCACUUCAUGCGGUAAAAGCUUCAUAACAUCAGCACACCUGAAAAAACAUGAGAGAGUACAUACUGGAGAGAAGCCGUUCCAAUGCACUUCAUGUGGGAAGAAUUUCACCCAAUCCAGCUGUCUACUGAAACACAGAAAAAAGCACUGUCCAGUAUUGUUGGCACAGUGAGAUAAGUUAACCCUUUAUUCGCUUUGUAAAUGGGAUGAAAUUCAGAAAAAAGCAUCAAAUCACAUUGCAUUUGGACUUGUGAGCAUUGUUUUAAUUUGGGAGCAUAUGAUAUUUUUUAUAUUCUGUUUAUGUUUAAAGCUACACUAUGUACAUUUUGGCCUCUAGCGGUUGAAGCAUAAAACUCCAGGUUACUUGUGGAGGAACGUUGUUUUGGAAAUUACGUGAGUCGGGCUUCGGCUAAUCUGAUGGUUCGAGGAGUAACCAUGGUUACAGGUGGUCAUCUCAUCAGAGCGAAUGUCACUAACGACAACAAAACUCACCCCCUCACCUCAAAAAAUAUAUAAAUAAAUAACAAAAUGAAGAGAAAGACGGAUAUCCGAAAAUAUGUCUUAUAAGCAGGUAAGUAGCAUAUCUUCCGCUGUUGUUUUGACUUAAAUAGCGUUACAAAAGUUAGACAUAAUGCUAGUCAUAUCAGAUAAAAAUGGUGGAAACUAUUAUAACUUAGCUAGCAGGCCAAUAGACCAAGGUUGUAACUAGGUCAGUGAUUGGCAUUGUUACCAGCAUAAAAGUUAAACAUUUUUCCAUUGUCCUACUUUCCUUGAAACUGAAAUUGAAAGCACACAUUUUUAAAAUAGAAAUAAUUAUUAUAGGCUUACAGUAGUCAAUCAAGGCAAUGCAAAAAACAUGGUUGCAUAGUACUUGCUCAUUAAUGAAAUUCUUAUUAAAAAAAAUCAGACGUUACAAGCGAAAACACAACAAAAAGCCAAUUUGGGGCUUUUAUAUCUCUAUUUAUUUCUAUAUAUUUUGUAUGUGAGUGACACAAUAUUUGUUGAAUUCUACUCGAGAACUUUCCGAUCUGCACAAGGUUUUGACCAUAUGUUUGAUGGCACAAUAAUUUCAGGAGUUAUGAGAACGGAAAUCACUUUUCAGCAGAUUAUAAAGCCUCAGUUAAGAGUUCAAUUGCCUGAUCUAUGUUUUUUCCAGCACUGAACAUCAAAAGUAUGCCAAAAGAUUUAUAUGUACUAUGUAUUGGGAUUUAAGCAACUCAGCAGCAAGCAUACAGUAUAUGACUGAUUUAUUUGUAUGUACCAAUGUGUUCCAAUACUUCAGUGAACUUGAUAUUACUGAUACAGUAAUGUAAUAAAUACGUUGGAAUCCAUGAAUUACAUUGCUUUUGUUUAUUUAUGAAAUGUAUCAUUAAUAACUUGUAUGACUUAUGAUUUCAAGCUCGAUUACACUUACACUGUGCUUGAGGCCAAAACUAAAGCUGUUUCCGAAAUCGUUCAUUUAUUCACUCUAUCCUAUAAAGUGGAUUGCAGUAUUGCACAAUAUUAUCAAGGUUUGAACAAAACAAGUGAGCAAUUUUGGAUGCUUUUGUAUACACAAAGCAUCAUAGAGUGCCCUAGAGCUGUCGCAG
Xyrauchen texanus (razorback sucker) is the source of this 2366-nucleotide messenger RNA. Its product is annotated as gastrula zinc finger protein XlCGF8.2DB-like. The transcript is spliced from 2 exons. The coding region runs from base 110 to 949 and encodes 279 amino acids. The record is from RefSeq and is a predicted model, not a curated record. NCBI's taxonomy places the organism in Eukaryota, Metazoa, Chordata, Actinopteri, Cypriniformes, Catostomidae.